Molecule: messenger RNA, 609 nt
Organism: Camelina sativa (false flax)
Lineage: Eukaryota; Viridiplantae; Streptophyta; Magnoliopsida; Brassicales; Brassicaceae
Product: anther-specific protein BCP1
Source: RefSeq, a predicted model, not a curated record
ACAUCAAACUCAUUUCAUCCCCAAUCAUCACAAUCUCUAAACCUCAAACCCUAAAAUAAAUUAACAAAGAUCUACGUAAGAAGGAGAAGAGAGAAGAAUGGGUCGCCAAAACGUUAUCGUCGUGGUCGCCCUCGUCUUCAUGGCCAUCCUUGGGCUAGCAGCAGCUGCCUCCUCUCCAUCUCCUUCAGCGUCUCCCUCCAAAGCUCCGGCUGCCUCCAAAACUGAUCAUGACGUCGAACCUCCAGUCACCGAUGACCAAAUCGGAACUACCGACGACGAUUCAGCUGCAGCUCCAGGUGAUGAUGACGUUGCAGUGGCUGGUCCUGUAGGAAGUGACUCCUCCUACGCUAGCAAUGGACCCUCAGGCUCUGACGAUUCUGCCGACAAAGGUGGUGCGGCUGCUCUCGGCGUCUCUGCCGUCGUCGUUGGUGUUACAUCCAUCGCCGGUUCUUUCUUGUUGUUCUAAGGUGGGCAUUGUUAUGAUAAGAAGCUUAUUCUGAAAGAUUAUUAUUUAUAUGUAUGGAUGAUUGUGAUGAUCUUGUAUAUUGUUUCUCUGUUGUUAUGAGAAACGUUAUCUUUGGAAUAAUACCGGGAAAUGAAAAAAAAAAA